Molecule: messenger RNA, 2220 nt
Organism: Scomber japonicus (chub mackerel)
Lineage: Eukaryota; Metazoa; Chordata; Actinopteri; Scombriformes; Scombridae
Product: E3 ubiquitin-protein ligase TRIM21-like
Exons: 2
Coding region: 104-1744 (546 amino acids)
Molecular function (GO): zinc ion binding; protein binding
Source: RefSeq, a predicted model, not a curated record
GUAUGUUGGUGAACUGUUAACCCCUUACUGACUAAAAAGGCCUCUUACAGAUGAUGGGUUAGGCCUGCUAGCUGUUCCAGAGUCCAGAUUAAAAUCAAAAGAUAUGUCUGCUGCCAGCUGUCUGAGAUCUGAAGAUCAGUUUCUGUGCUCCAUCUGUCUGGAUGUGUUCACUGAUCCAGUCACCACACCAUGUGGACACAACUUCUGUAAAAACUGCAUCAAUGACCACUGGAACAGUGAUGUCCAGUACCUGUGUCCACUGUGUAACAAGGUUUUCAACACAAGACCUGAACUCCUCAUCAACACAUUGCUCUCUGAAGUUGUUUCUCGGUUCAGACAGGAAGCUCAACAGAAAGCCAGCAGCAGCAGCUCAGAGCAACAAGCUGCCAAACCAGGAGAAGUUCCCUGUGACGUCUGUACUGGAACCAAACUGAAGGCCCUGAAGUCCUGUCUGGUGUGUCUGACUUCCUACUGUGAGACUCACCUGGAGCCUCAUCUGACAGCUUCACGCCUGAAAAGACAUCAGCUGAUCAACCCUGUAGACAACCUGGAAGACAGGAUGUGUAUGAAGCACGAUAAACCUCUGGAGCUGUUCUGUAAGACCGACCAGACAUGUGUCUGCACGCUCUGCUCUGUUUUAGACCACAAGACACAUGAGUUUGUUCCUCUGAAAGAAGAAUAUGAAGGAAAGAAGGCAGAGCUGGGGAAGACAGAGGCUGAAAUUCAGGAGAUGAUCCAGAAGAGACGCCUGAAGAUUCAAGAGAUCAAACACUCAGUUGACCUCAGUGAGGAAGCUGCAGAUAGAGAGAAAGCAGAAGGUGUUCAGGUCUUCACCGCUCUGAAGGAGUCUGUUGAGAGAAGCCUGAAUGAGCUCAUUGAGAUGAUUGAAGAGAAGCAAAGAACAACAGAGAAACAGGCUGAAGACUUGAUCAAAGAGCUGGAACAGGAAAUCUCUGAGCUGAAGAAGAGAAGCUCUGAGGUGGAGAAGCUCUCACACUCUGAAGACCACCUACACCUCCUCCAAAACUUCCCGUCCCUGAAAGCUGCUCCACCCACCAAAGACUGGACAGAGGUCAGCAUUUGUCCAUCAUAUGAGAGGACUGUGGUGAGAGCUGUGGCUCAGCUGGAGGAGACGCUCAGUAAACAGAUGAAGAAGCUGAUUGAGGCUGAGCUGAAGAGGAUCCAGCAGUAUGCAGUGGAUGUGACUCUUGAUCCUGAUACAGCACAUCCUAAACUCAUCCUGUCUGAUGAUGUGAAACAAGUAAAUCAUGGUACUGUAAGGAAGAUUGUCCCAAACAACCCAGAGAGAUUUUUUCCUUGUGUUAGUGUUUUAGGAAAACAGAGUUUGCCUUCAGGCAGAUUUUACUUUGAGGUUCAGGUUAAAGGGAAGACUGACUGGGAUUUUGGAGUGGCCAGAGAGUCGAUCAACAGAAAGGGAACAAUUGAAGAGAGCCCUGAGGAUGGUUACUGGACUAUAUCGUUGAGAAAUGGAAAUGAGUAUAAAGCUCUUGAUGAUCCUCCAGUCCGUCUCUCUCUGGAGUCUUGUCCUCAGAAGGUGGGGGUGUUUGUGGAUUAUGAGGAGGGUCUGGUCUCCUUUUAUGACGUAGAUGCUGCAGCUCUUAUCUACUCCUUUACUGGCUGCUCCUUCACUGAGAAACUCUACCCAUAUCUCAGUCCUGGUCUUAAUAAUGGUGGUAAAAACUCUGCCCCUCUGAUCAUCUGUCCUGUCAAUCAAACUGAGUAGUUUCAUAAUUUGUUCAUUUGUCUGUUUUGAGACAAAAUUGUGAAUUGAUAUUUUAUUAAAGCCCAAAUUACGAACAUAUAUUCAAAUUAAACAUAAUAAUUGCCCUGAACCUUAUGUUAAUGCAAACUUAUCAAGAGACCAAAUGUCCUUAGUGGCAAAGCUGAGAACAGGAAUCCUUCCCCUGAACCUUGAAGUCGGUAGAUUUAAAAAUAUGUUGGAAGACGAAAGGGUAUAUGAACUAUGUGAACUCAAUGAAGUUGAAAGCGAAUCGCACUUUCUUUUAUACUGUCCCUUGUAUGAUGAACUGAGGAAUCCAUUAUUUACUUAAUUGUCUGUUAAAAACCCUGAAAUGUUUUGGGGCUGUGAUGAUAUCAAAAUGGACUGGUUGUUUAAUUGUAAUGUUUUUAAGUUGGCUAAAUAUGUAACCGAAGCCUGGAAAAAGCGUCAGGACGGUCUAUAUGUUUAGUUGCUAUAAU